AUGAAGUUCUCUCUUGAGAAGAAAAUGGUAAUAGAAAGUCUGGAAGAGGAACUUGAAAGGUUGGAAGAAUUGAAUCAAGCCCUUGUUAUCAAGGAGCGCAAAAGCGAUGAUGAAUGUCAACAAGCUCGUAAAGAGAUAAUCACAGAAGCUGCUGCCAAGAGAAGAUGCUUGGGAAAUGAGGUGGAUGAGAAAUCUUGGGAGAUGUGCUCAUUAUGGAAGGACUACCUUAGGAUCCUAGCUGGCACCCUUUUAAGGUUGUCACGGUUGCAGGUGGGAAGAAGCACAAGCCUGGUUGGCGGUGGACUGGUCUGUAUUAGCGGUGAAAUUGUCCUAGGAUUUUCUGUCCCUCUUCUCUUAACACCAAUUUCUGAAAUAAUUGAUGAAGAGGAUGAAAACCUGAAAAAUCCUAAGACUGAUAACGGUAAUGAAGUUUACAUGGCCGUGAUAGCUGCCUUGAUGGAGAUAAAUGAGUACAACCCUAGUGGUAGGUAUGUGGUACCAGAGCUCUGGAAUUAUGAAGAAGGAAGAAAAGCAACAUUGAAGGAGGGAGUAUCAUACAUACUCAGUCAGUUGAGGGUGCUCAAAAGGAGGAGAAACUAGAGGGUUUUGGCAGUUGAUUUAACUCUUCAUCAAUUCCUUAAUACAGGAAUCCUCGUAUUGUGUCAUCCGAUGCUUUUAAUAGAUUACACCUUGGUACUUUGUUUUGUCGUUCUGUCUGCAUGAUGUUAUGGAAA
Molecule: messenger RNA, 734 nt
Organism: Ilex paraguariensis (yerba mate)
Lineage: Eukaryota; Viridiplantae; Streptophyta; Magnoliopsida; Aquifoliales; Aquifoliaceae
Source: the annotation of a GenBank genome assembly